ACCAAAAAUGGCACUUCUUUCUCUGAGAAAACUCUAUUCAAUCGAACACAGUCAAUGCCCAAAACUCAGGGGCCACCGGGAAACCGGUCUUCGAAACCCAAUAGUGGUUUCUGGUUUUCCAGCCAUAGGCUCUGGUUUGUUGUCUUCUCUUCCACUCUGCUUCUUUUCUCUCUUUUAUUUGGUUUCAAAGUGAUUUUUCAUAGAGCAAACGUCCUUGGAAGACAGUGCUUAAGGCCAAUUGCAGGUGGGUUUUUCCCUACUUCGAGAAUCGCCAUGGUUAGUAGCUCUGAUGAAUCCAAGAGAAAUGGCUUUAGGUCUUUUGAAGGUUUAAUGGCGAUGGUUUUGCCAAAUAAGGAAAGUUAUGCAGAGAAGUUUGGGUAUGAUUUCAGUGAUUGCAGCGAAAUGAUCGACAGAAGCAGGCCACCAAGCUGGAGUAAAAUUCUCGCUGUAAAAGCCCAUCUUCACAACUAUGACUGGAUUUUCUGGAACGAUGCAGACUCUCUGAUAACCAAUUCAAAUGUUUCUCUAGAGCAGGUUUUGUAUUCUGUGAUAGGGGAUUCAGAGGUGCAGGAGUGGCCUGAUUUAAUCCUCACAAAGGAUGCAACGGGUGUAAACGCAGGGAUUUUUUUUGUGCGAAACUCAAAUUGGAGCCAAGAGUUUCUAGACACAUGGUGGAAUCAGAAAGAGUUCAUCCGGAAAUUCGGAUCUACGAAGAGUGGUGACAAUGAUGCUUUAAAGCAUCUCAUAAGCCACUUAUCUCCCCAAGAGCUACAAAAACAUGUUAGAGUGUCUAAAAUGCAAUGCUUGUUUAACUCUUACCCUUGGUUUCCUUCAUGGAAAACAGCUUUCAGACUUAUUACUUCCCCUAAAACUACUUGGCAAGGUUCAUACUCCGAAGGAGAUUUUAUGGUUCAUUUAGCAGGCUUGGAUGAUAAGAAACGAUGGGCGCGUAAGGUUCUUCGAGAGAUACAAAUGAGUUCUAAAGGAUAAUGCUUCCUGUUCUGCAUAUUUACAUUACUGUUCUUGUGGUUAGGUUAGGAUUCAAGAAUUAUAAACAUAAACUGGGGAGUCAUUUAGUAAUCAUGUUUGGAAUUGUAAAUGAGAAAGCUUACACAUCUUGUAUUGUAUUAUCUAGACCCUAAAAUUUCUAAGAUUUUUAAGUGUUCGUGUUC
Amborella trichopoda is the source of this 1172-nucleotide messenger RNA. Its product is annotated as putative alpha-1,2-galactosyltransferase C1289.13c. Gene Ontology annotation, molecular function: glycosyltransferase activity. The record is from RefSeq and is a predicted model, not a curated record. Lineage: Eukaryota; Viridiplantae; Streptophyta; Magnoliopsida; Amborellales; Amborellaceae. Gene Ontology annotation, biological process: protein N-linked glycosylation. Gene Ontology annotation, cellular component: Golgi membrane.